Molecule: messenger RNA, 3498 nt
Organism: Yamadazyma tenuis ATCC 10573
Lineage: Eukaryota; Fungi; Ascomycota; Pichiomycetes; Serinales; Debaryomycetaceae
Gene: rpc2
Product: DNA-directed RNA polymerase III core subunit
Biological process (GO): DNA-templated transcription
Cellular component (GO): RNA polymerase III complex
Molecular function (GO): DNA binding; ribonucleoside binding
Source: RefSeq, a predicted model, not a curated record
AUGGGAAAUAAGAGGAAAGCUUCUCAUAUAGCUAGUGAUGGCGUGAGUACGGACGAGGCCUUCCAGCCAUUGUUGAAAGAAGUGUACAAGGGUAAAAAACUCACCGAUAAAAUCAAUACUGCCGAAGAUAAAUGGAAUCUUUUGCCAGCGUUCUUGAAAGUCAAAGGUUUGGUCAAACAGCAUCUCGAUUCUUUCAAUUAUUUUGUCGAUACCGACUUGAAGAAGAUUAUCAAGGCCAAUGAAUUGGUGUUGUCAGAUGUGGAUCCCGAGUUUUACUUGAAGUAUCUUGACAUCAGAGUCGGGUGCAAGUCUUCUACUUCUACCGCUAAGGGCCUUUCCAAGGAAGUCAACCUCGUGCCUCAUGAUUGUAGAUUGAGAGAUUUGACCUACUCGGCCCCCAUAUACGUCGAUGUAGAGUACACAAGAGGAAGAAAGAUUAUUGUUCACAGAGACUUGGAAAUUGGAAGAAUGCCCAUCAUGUUACGGUCUAACAAGUGUUUGUUAGAUGGCAUUGACGAUAAGAAAAUGGCUAAAUACGACGAGUGCCCCCUUGAUCCCGGUGGAUACUUUAUCGUUAAUGGUACAGAGAAGGUGAUAUUGGUGCAAGAACAGUUGUCCAAGAAUAGAAUCAUCGUGGAAGCUGACGAGAAAAAGGGUAUAGUUCAGGCCUCAGUCACAUCUUCCACUCACGAACGUAAGUCCAAAACCUAUGUCAUCACCAAAAACGAUAAGAUCUACUUGAAGCAUAACUCCAUUAGUGAAGAUGUUCCCAUAGUAAUCAUCUUAAAGGCUGCGGGUAUUACCUCUGACUUAGAAAUCUUACAAUUGGUCUGUGGGAAUGAUCCUAACUACCAGGAUUUGUUUGCAAUCAACUUUGAAGAAGCUGCCAAGUUGGAAAUCUUCACUCAGCAACAAGCACUUCACUAUGUGGGAAAAAGAGUGAAGACCAUCAGACGAGCUGGUGCCCCCAAAUUGUCUCAGCUUCAAGAAGGUAUAGAGGCCAUUGCAACUACCAUUAUUGCUCACAUCACCGUCUCAGACCUUCAAUUCAGAGAAAAGGCCCUUUACAUUGCCAUGAUGACUAGAAGAGUGUUAAUGACGAUGGAAAACCCUAAAAUGGUCGAUGAUCGUGAUUAUGUGGGUAACAAAAGAUUAGAGUUAGCUGGCCAGUUGAUGUCGUUGUUGUUUGAAGAUUUAUUCAAGAAGUUCAACUCAGACUUCAAGGCAAAUAUUGAUAAGAUUUUAAAGAAGCCCAGCAGAGCUUCUGAGUUUGAUGCGUUAUUGUCCAUCAACAUCCACUCUAAUAAUAUUACCAUGGGUAUGAACAGAGCCAUUUCCACCGGGAACUGGUCAUUAAAGCGGUUUAAAAUGGAAAGGGCAGGUGUCACUCAUGUAUUAUCCAGAUUGUCAUAUAUUUCAGCAUUGGGAAUGAUGACCAGAAUCUCCUCCCAGUUUGAAAAAUCUCGUAAAGUCUCGGGACCAAGAGCAUUGCAACCUUCACAGUUCGGGAUGUUGUGUACUUCUGAUACUCCUGAGGGUGAAGCCUGUGGGUUGGUGAAGAACUUGGCUUUAAUGACGCACAUCACCACUGAUGAUGAAGAAGAACCCAUUAAGAGGUUAUGUUUUAUUUUGGGAUGUGAGGAUAUUCUUGAAGUCGACUCUGCAAGCUUACACGCCAAAGGCAACUAUGGGAUAUAUCUCAACGGUACUUUGAUAGGUACCACUCGGUUCCCUGCCAAGUUUGUUGGUGACUUCCGUAACUUGAGAAGAACUGGCAAAAUAUCUGCAUUUAUUUCCAUCUACACAAACAGUCAUCAAAGUGCUGUGCAUAUUGCUACUGACGGGGGAAGAAUCUGUCGUCCGUUGAUUAUUGUCGACAAAAACAAUGUGUCCAAGGUCAAAGCUAAACACUUGUUGAAAUUGCAAAGAGAUGAGUGGGCCUUCGAUGAUUUCUUGAAACAUGGUUUGGUAGAGUACCUAGACGUCAACGAAGAAAACGACUCUUUGAUUGCCAUCUACGAAAGAGAUUUAUCGGAUUCUACCAAACUGAACAUUACUCAUUUGGAGGUUGAACCUUUUACUGUGUUGGGAGCAGUUGCAGGUUUAAUUCCAUAUCCUCACCAUAACCAAUCUCCAAGAAAUACCUAUCAAUGUGCUAUGGGUAAACAAGCUAUUGGAGCUAUUGGAUACAACCAGUUCAGACGAAUCGACACUUUGUUGUAUUUAAUGGUAUAUCCUCAACAACCAAUGGUGAAGACUAAAACAAUCGAAUUAAUUGAUUACGAUAAGCUUCCAGCCGGUCAGAACGCAACUGUUGCAGUGAUGUCGUAUUCGGGUUAUGAUAUCGAAGAUGCCUUGGUAUUGAACAAGGCUUCUGUUGAUAGAGGAUUCGGAAGAUGUCAAGUUUUAAGAAAGAACACCAUCACGUUGAAAAGAUACCCUAACCACACGAAGGAUAUUUUAAGUGGUAUGAGAGUCGACGAGAAUAACGAGCCCAUCCCUCCACACUCAUCACUAGGACCAGAUGGUUUGGGGGAAGUGGGUAUGAAACUCGAGAAUGGACAAGUUUAUGUGAAUAAAUGUGUUCCCACAAAUGCUGGAGAAACUGUUUUGAACGGACCAGGUGCCAAUGAACAACCUGCUGAAAGUCACCGAGAAACACCUGCCUAUUACAAAGGACCCGAACCUUCUUAUGUGGAUCAAGUGAUGAUGUCUGUUAGUGACAACGACCAGGCCUUGAUAAAGGUGCUUUUGAGACAAACAAGAAGACCCGAAUUGGGUGACAAGUUUUCUUCAAGACACGGCCAAAAAGGUGUAUGUGGUAUCAUUGUGCAACAAGAAGACUUACCGUUCAACGACGAUGGUAUUUCUCCUGAUAUCAUCAUGAACCCACAUGGGUUCCCUUCGAGAAUGACGGUGGGGAAAAUGAUCGAGUUGAUCAGUGGGAAAGCUGGUGUGUUGAAUGGAACAUUGGAGUAUGGAACCUGUUUUGGUGGAUCUGAUUUGCAGGAUAUGUCUGAAAUAUUGGUGCAAAAUGGGUUCAAUUACAGCGGGAAAGAUAUGCUCUACUCAGGUAUAACAGGAGAAUGUCUCCAGGCUUAUAUUUUCUUUGGACCCAUAUACUACCAGAAGUUGAAGCAUAUGGUUCUAGACAAGAUGCAUGCCAGAGCCAGAGGUCCAAGAGCUGUUUUAACUAGACAACCUACCGAAGGUAGAUCGAGAGACGGUGGAUUGAGAUUAGGAGAAAUGGAAAGAGAUUGUGUGAUUGCUUACGGUGCAUCUCAAUUGUUAUUGGAGAGAUUGAUGUUAUCAUCCGAUGCGUUUGAGGUGGAUGUCUGUAAUAAGUGCGGGUUAAUGGGCCACAACAACUGGUGUACAUCGUGUAACAGUUCUGAGCACGUGAUCAAGAUGACCAUUCCCUAUGCCGCCAAGUUAUUGUUCCAGGAGUUGAUAUCAAUGAACAUUGCACCUAGGUUGAGAUUGGGAGACGUUUUCUAG